This is a messenger RNA of Amphibalanus amphitrite, 2288 nucleotides long. Its product is annotated as homeobox protein abdominal-B-like. Bases 556 to 1491 code for a protein of 311 amino acids. Lineage: Eukaryota; Metazoa; Arthropoda; Thecostraca; Balanomorpha; Balanidae. Gene Ontology annotation, biological process: regulation of transcription by RNA polymerase II. Gene Ontology annotation, molecular function: DNA-binding transcription factor activity, RNA polymerase II-specific; RNA polymerase II cis-regulatory region sequence-specific DNA binding. The record is from RefSeq and is a predicted model, not a curated record. The transcript has 5 exons. Gene Ontology annotation, cellular component: nucleus.
ACACUCGGUUCAGUACAGUACCGGCGCGGCCGCCGACCGUCAGUGGACAGUAGAGCGCACACUGGCCGCGCGGGCGACACGCGUGACCGGCGCGCGGUGGACACGCUGUGGACGGUGGACGCGCGCUGUGGACCCGGUGGAGCGUGGCGGUGGACGCGGCGGUGGGCCCGUGUGGACGGCCGCCGGUGAGUGGACGGUGGACGGCAGGUCGGGGUUUACGGCCCCGAGUCACGCCGGCCGCGGGGCGGUGAACGGUGCUCUAGGACGGCGCCCGGGAGUUAGGGGAAUUGUCGGUCUACCCACCGCUUCAACGAGAGGUACCCGCUGAGACUGAGGACUGAGGAGCCUCACCGAACUACCAGCCACGCUGCGCUGAGUUCUCCGAGAAUUGAUCUGCCGCCGCUAGUUUGUGGAGACACGUCUCAGACCUGCCGAAAUCACACUGCCGACACCUCUAAACACAUCCCGGGAGCCCCGGCAAAAGAUCUCGGUGCCACCUGCUCGGGGGAGGGUCGCUGCUGCUUUGAUUGCCAUGAAAAACGAUGAGGCAUCAUCAUGAUCGUGACCUCGGCAGAGGCGCCCAGCUCGCGUGACACCAUGAACGGCGCCCUGUACGACGAGAACCGCGCCGCGCCGCUCGAGGUGACGCCGCCGACGCCGGCCUCGGCCCCGGCGCCGCUGCACAUCCCGGCCAAGAGGCCGCCCACCACGCUGACGGCUGGAUUCGGCGGCGCCGAGCCCGGCGACGGCGUCAUCCGGCACGGCGCCGUCCAGCCGUGGGGCUACGCCGAGGCGCCGCACCCGGCCGCCGCCGCCGGCGCCGCCUUCGACGCGGCGGCGGCCGGCUACCAGCCGUCGUUCGGCCGCGACGCCAUGACCUCGAUGGCUUCCAGCUACUACAACCUGGCCGAGACGCGACACGACCGCAAGCCGCUGGCGUUCUGGCCCAACAAGUACGACUACUCGGCCGGGCCGAGCACGAUGCCGGGCGCGGCCGAGUGCCAGCCGUUCGCCGCGCAGAGCUGGUGCAACUACUCGGCGUACGGCCGGGUGCCGGCACCGAUGGAGGCGCCCGGCCAGCACAUGCCCUACCUGCACGCCGCCGAGGACUCGCGCCGAGCCAUGGAGGUCUCCUACCCGCACGACGCCUACGGCCUGAGAAACUACCCCGGCGGCGAGGGCAUCCCUCCGGCGCCCUACCACCCAGGGAGCCUGAGCAGCAACCCCCUGGAGUGGACCGGAAACGUGUCGGUCAGAAAGAAGCGGAAACCCUACUCCAAGUUCCAGACCCUGGAGCUCGAGAAGGAGUUCCUCUUCAACGCCUACGUGUCAAAGCAGAAGCGCUGGGAGCUGGCGCGCAACCUGAACCUCACCGAGCGCCAGGUGAAAAUCUGGUUCCAAAAUAGGCGAAUGAAGAACAAGAAGGCCACGCAGCGGGCGCAGAGCCAGGAGAGCUCUUCGAACGGCAGCAUAAACGGCAAAGGAGGGUAGCUCGGUGCGAGUUGGAGUCGAUGCGUGUGUGUGCGAGAGGCGUGUGAGUGUUCCGAGCCGCGUGCCCGUGGGUUCAGGCAGGCCAAAGAUGUCCGUACUAUGUGGGGGCCGGGCCGGGCCGCGGUGCCCCCGCUGGCAGUCAGUGACGUCACUCAGCCCGCCGGUGUGUGACGUCAUAUGUGGCCGCCCGAGCGCCGGCCGUGGGCGCCGGGCCGCCUGUACAUAGUGCAUAAGGCUGUCGACUGAGACGGCGCCAGGUGCACACGGCUGUCGACAGACCGGCGUCGCUAGGUGUUGUGCAGUGUUUUUGUUAUUGUGUUGGAAGAUUUGAUAUUAUAGUGUUGUCACUUUCAUUCGUCGUGCGAGUUGAUCAUCCCGUGUGUAUGUCUGACCGCGCGCGUGAGAGUGUUUCCGUAGAAUUGGUACAAAUGAUGGGAUUGGCGAUGCAUUUUCUUCGUUUGUUAUUGCCCGCUCGCCUCGCUGUCUUUGCACUGACCUUCACGAGUAAUUCGCUACUUCUCUGACCCCGCUGCCGCGCGAGUUACGCCAUGAUUUGACGUGUCGUUUAGCUGACCCGACUGUGAAAAUGCCCGACUUGAUUGACGCCCCGGCUCAUUCCGGGCGACCUCUGCCCCUCUCUCCCCUCCUUCCUCCACUCUGUCCUUGUGAUCAGACUCACCCCGACCGAGCCUCAGCCUCUUCGAGUCAUCAAUGUGUUCGCGAGCUCAUCACGAGGUAUUUUGUUAUUUAUCAUUUAUAUGAGCGUCAUGGAAGCUAAUAAAGUAACGGAGACACUG